CAAUCAACCAGAUUUAACUAAGAAGAUCUGGGGUGGAAGAAUGAAGUUUUUACAUUUUCACUUAAAACGUAAUUCAAGCUAAAUUCGUUCCAUUCGCCAUAAUGGUUUGUGCAGAUGUUGAGUCAGUCCUCCUCGCUCAGGCAGGCAAGUGGAAAAUUCAUCGGGAGCUAUGAUACCUGAUAGGCUUUGUGUGGAAAAAAGUCGUGUAAUCCGUAGCUUUAGAAGGGAAAAUCACUACACGAGAAGCACGUUUGAACUCCCUGUCAAAUACACGGAGGAGCUCAUAUAUUCAUUGAAAUGUAAACAUAUUUUUCCGCUGAUAUAAGAAAUAAGUUUAAACGCUUUGAUUCGUGAGUAGACGCAAGGUAAACGGGCGCACAAGAAGUUAGCGAAGAAUCCAUACUAAAGUAGGUCCCUUCUUUAGAUUGGGUUUUUAUUUGAUCACUUUGGCCAGUGUCGGCAAUGCGCACGGCAAUGCGCGCGUCAGUGGCGGCGCACAUGUAGUGCUGCGGAGCGAUUGGAGUUCGACUCGCUCGAGGAAAGAGAGGAGGGCGGUCAAAGCGUGACUGCAAACGUGGGCUUCUCGCCCUGUCGGCUCACUCCCUUGCAGUGCUUCGGACGCAAAAGUCUGCAUUGCGCUCCAGUUUCCGGCCAAAUCCUUCUUGCAUUCUGAAGACCGUUGGGUGAUGCAAUGCCACGGAAACACAGCGGAGAUGAAGGCGCCACCGGGCUCUGGAUGAGGACCUCGGCGGUGCACCACCGCGCCGAAGGCUACGGCAUGAAAGAUGUCGAAUCCGGACGAAAGAUGAUGAACAGUGCGGGAGACGGCUUGCUGUCAACCUCCAACGCCGUCGGGUCCGAAAGUCUGCGAGGGAAGCAAGGAGCCCGGCUCAGCUUGCUCGGCAAGCCGCUCAUAUACAGCGCGCAAAGCGGUCGCAGGAAUGUGCGCUACCGGCGGCUCCAAAACUACCUGUACAACGUUUUAGAGAGACCGAGAGCCUGGGCCUUCAUCUACCAUGCCUUUGUGUUCAUCUUGGUCUUCAGCUGCCUGGUCCUCUCAGUCUUCUCAACUAUUCCAACUCACCAGGAUUUCUCCUCUUAUUGUCUGCUUAUUUUGGAGUUUGUCAUGAUUGUGGUGUUUGGCUUGGAGUACAUCAUCCGCAUCUGGUCAGCAGGAUGCUGCUGUCGCUAUAGAGGAUGGCAGGGACGACUCCGCUUUGCCAGAAAGCCUUUCUGCGUCAUUGAUAUCAUAGUGCUGAUUGCAUCAGUUGCUGUGGUGUCGGCAGGUAGCCAGGGCAACAUCUUUGCCACUUCAGUCCUGCGUAGCCUUCGUUUCCUACAGAUCCUACGCAUGGUGAGGAUGGACCGAAGAGGGGGCACAUGGAAGCUGCUAGGUUCUGUGGUCUACGCACACAGCAAGGAGCUGGUUACUGCUUGGUACAUUGGUUUCUUGGUUCUCAUCUUCUCUUCAUUCCUUGUCUACCUUGUGGAGAAUAAAUUCAAUAAGGAUUUUGCCACAUAUGCUGAUGCCUUAUGGUGGGGCACGAUCACCCUGACAACCAUUGGCUACGGGGAUAAGACACCAAAGACAUGGACAGGAAGGAUGUUGUCUGCAGGUUUUGCACUGUUGGGGAUCUCUUUCUUUGCCUUACCUGCAGGUAUUCUGGGCUCAGGUUUUGCUUUGAAGGUCCAAGAGCAGCACAGACAGAAGCACUUUGAAAAGAGGAGAAACCCUGCAGCCUACCUCAUCCAGUGUGUUUGGCGUAGUUACGCAGCUGAUGAACACUCGGUUUCCAUUGCUACCUGGAAGCCUCACUUGAAGGCGUUGCAUACCUGCAGCCCUACAAAAAAAGAACAAGGAGAACCAACAACAAGCCAGAAACUCAGCUUCAAGGAGCGUGUGAGGAUGGCUAGCCCGAGAGGUCAGAGCAUAAAGAACAGGCAAACAUCCUCAGUGAAUGACCGUCGUUCUCCAGUAGCAGAGGCUGGUACAGAGGCUACCAGCCCUGCCAAGGUACAAAAGAGCUGGAGUUUCAAUGACCGCACCCGUUUUCGACCCUCACUGCGCCUUAAAAGCCAGUCGCGGUCCACCACUGAUGAUUCUAACAUGGCAGGAGAGGAUGGUUUUGAUGAGAAGGGCUGUCAUUGUGAGAUCUCAGUGGAGGACUUACUGCCUUCUGUUAAGUGUGCCAUCAGAGCGAUAAGAAUAAUGAAGUUUCAUGUUGCAAAGAAGAAAUUCAAGGAGACCCUGCGUCCAUAUGAUGUGAAAGAUGUAAUUGAGCAAUACUCUGCAGGUCAUUUGGACAUGUUGUGCCGCAUAAAGAGUCUACAAACCAGACUGGACAUGAUUGUAGGCCCACAGCCCCUGAGCAGCCGUGCCAAGACUUUUUCCUCCCCCUCCUUGCCUCUCUAUUACAGCCAGGGCCGAAAGAACUCCACCCAAGGGGUGGACCAAAUCCUUGGGAAGGGACAGAUCCCCCUGGACAAGAAGAUUCGUGAGAAGUUGUUGUCUGAUGGAGAUCUGCUGGAGGACAUGAGCAUGCUGGGGCGUGUUUGUAAAGUGGAACGCCAGGUCCAGUCAAUUGAGUCAAAGCUCGACUCAUUGCUCGACAUCUAUCGGCAGGUUCUGCGGAAGGGCUCAUCCACAGCUCUCACGCUCUCAUCUUUGCCACUGUUUGAGCUGGAACAAACUUCUGACUACCAGUCCUCUGUCUUCAGCAAGGAUCUGUCCUUCCCCGGCCAGGUCAACAGUAACGCUCCUGGCGGUUGUGUCACAGGCUCCUCGACUAAUCCCCACUUGUCCCAGGGAGGACUUCAUCUCAUCCUGGCAACCCAAAAUGAUCUUGACCUUAAUCCCCCCAGCACUACUCCACCCUCUGGCCCUGCGUCCUCAUCUUUCAGCCCAUCACCAUUGCCACAUUACCACCACCAUCACCACCAUUGUCAUGCCCAACAUCACACCCAGGAUCAGUCCACCACACCAGAAAGUGGCAAUGAUGAAACAGUGGGGAGUUCUCCUCCCAUCCUCACACCAAACAGUAUCUGCACUGGUUUGGGUGGAGGAACACCGGAUGGUGGAUUUUGUCUUCUGGCAACGCUCUCGCCUCCACCUCCUCCAAACAGGAAUGUAGGUCUUAGCAAUUUGAUGCGAGCAUCCUCCGAUGAAAAUUCCCCUGAAAUUGAAAACUUGUGUGGAAGUGUAGGAUUGCAAAUACAGGGCGGCUACAUUGGGGAGGAAGUUGGCCCAGAUUUGGGGCUCGGCACACUGGGAAAGCACCAACGGGGUAGCGCCAACAACAAGGGCAGACUAAAUGCCAAGGAGGAGGGCUCCUGGAGGAGACAUAUGAGUCUUGAGCUGGAACCCCUGGUGCCCACAACCAUAAGCUGCUGCUCAGGUCCCAGUCAGGUAGAUCACAGAUCGAUGUCAGUGCAGGACUUGAUGCAGGCAGCCCAUGGAAAAAUGCAAGGCAGCCACUGCAUAAUUUCACCCCCAACCCGCAGUAGGAACACUUCCACUGGCUUCCAAAGAAGUUGCCAAGACCUAGGCGCAGGACUAACUGACAAAGGUGGUUGGGGGGAAGAAGACCUUUUUAUCAAUGACGCGGAAGUAGAGAUGCAGGGAUUUGAUUUCCUGUCACAUGGGACAGUUAAGACUCCCUCAUAUUCCUCAGAACUGUUGAGAACAGAGGCAAUGGCAAGUGGGGUACCACGGGGGUCCAACCAUGGCCUGACCACUGCUCAUUCAUCCCCCCCUUCUGUUGGCAGCACUGAAUUACUGAAAAUGCAGCGUGUACGAUUAAAAUAGACUGGGGUGUAUGUUCAGAGGGCAUGGAAAUUUCACCUCAUAAAAGGACAGCUUUUUAUCAUUUUUGAAAGAGUGUGAAGGUUGAAUGAAAUAGGGUCCUUUUUUUAUUUUGUUGCUAGGAGUUGAUAAUCACAGUAUUUUCACACUGAUCAUGAGACAGAUAUAAUAUUUUACUGUUCAAUGCAUGAAGUAGACAUGUUUCAUUAAAAACUUUAGGCAUUUAGUUAAUAUGCCAGUACCUAUUGAAUAUCAAAGAGCAAGCCAGUUUGCAGUACAUUCCAAAAAAUUAAGUGUGGGCUCUGAUCGUAGGCAAAUUACUUUAUGAUUUAUCAUUCUGGUCAUUUCUAUCAUAUCAUUCAAAAAUAUACAGUAUACUUUUUAAUGAUCAUGCCCCUAUUGCAAUACAGAAUGCCUCCUGUGUAAUUAAGAUGUCACGACAAGACCAUUGUGCGAUGCUUUCAACUGUAUUUUAAAGGCAUCAUGUACAAUGGUAAUGUAUGCCAUAAAGAUGUUUUAAUAUUGAAUCUGCAAAUAAGUUUGCCCUUGGGUUGUUAACGUUUAGGCAACCAUGACCAAACUGGCAAAAUGUUGAAAGGCUGUUAGUCAGUGUUCUCAAAAUGUGUACAAAGAAGUCUAAAUCCAACAUUCUGUUGUACAGAGUUGGCUUUUAGAUUGCAACAAUUUUACAAGUUUCUUGGUUUACUUUAGAAGAUAAAAAUUGUGUGCUUGUUAAGUAAAUGUAGGCUUGAUUUAUGGUAAUUUCAAAUUACACGAUUGUGGAAUGUACAAUUCAAUUAAUGCUGCAAUGCUCAUGUCAUUAAAAUGCAAGUUGCUGCCUCAAAAUGGCAUUAAAAUUACUUGUAAAUCUC
Molecule: messenger RNA, 4674 nt
Organism: Syngnathus acus (greater pipefish)
Lineage: Eukaryota; Metazoa; Chordata; Actinopteri; Syngnathiformes; Syngnathidae
Product: potassium voltage-gated channel subfamily KQT member 5-like
Exons: 15
Coding region: 692-3805 (1037 amino acids)
Biological process (GO): transmembrane transport; potassium ion transport
Cellular component (GO): membrane
Molecular function (GO): voltage-gated potassium channel activity
Source: RefSeq, a predicted model, not a curated record